AUGCUUGGGCUGGGCAGUGGCCAUAUUUACUCAAUGGCAAACCAGAGCACAGUUUCGAACAUGUCAAAGGAUGAAAAGUACGAUUAUGAAGACGAGGUAUCGGACGAGAAUGAGGAUUCGGGAAUUUCGCUAACAAAAGUGAGAGCCGAGCAAGGUUUCAGUCUAAGGUCAUUCAUUGACCAGAUAAAUGCCAAAACGAAGGCUCUGGCGAUUGCACGAGAACUCGACGCGCAGCGUGGAGUCACUCAUCAGGACGCGACGAUGAGCGCUGGAUCUAUCGAUUCCGCAACAAGUGCCUCAACCGAAACACAACGCACGCAGGAGAUCUCUUCCCAUCCAACUGCUACUGUUCGCCGAAUCCCUUCCGGGGCACGAGCAUCUACCGCGGAACCUAAUCUUGGCUCUUCGACGCCAAUGAAGGAAGUAUCACGAAGUGACAACACCCACAAUCAAACAAUUAAUGAUCUCCUAGUGCAAUCCACACCGAUCAAUUCAAGCAAGUCUGCACCUACAAGCCGCAACACGCAGCCCAGAGAUCUUUUAAAAGAAAAGUUCAUGGAAAGCCACAAAGCCCAAAACGAGAGGAGUGCGACGGGCAACGCAGAUGAACUUCAGUUUGAAAACGUGCGGCUCAGGGAAGAGCUUGAAUUUUAUAAGAAGGCGCACGACAGCCAAGAAGAGAAUAUUCAGGUGUUGCAGGAAACCUUACAGAAACAAGACCAGACUGCACAAGCGUUGAGGGAGAAAUUGCAAGAGCUUCAGGACCAAGUGGAAGAAUCAGCGCAAGCACUCAAGGUUGCACAAGAUGAUAGACGCUCAGAAUUUGAAGGACAUCAGCGGGUUGCAGAAGAACUAGCGAAAUGCAAGGGGCAGAUAAGGCUGAAAGAAGAUGAGAUAGUUACUGUGACAGAGAACGCAGACAAAGCAUGCCAAGACUUGAGAACCGACAAUGCAGGCCUUCAUAAAAAAGCUAUCGAAAUCCAAAGCGCCUUGACCGAAAGCGAACUAUAUGUACAGCAGCUUAAAUCGAAAGUUGACCUCAUGAAGAAACAUAAUGAUGAUCUUUCACAAACUGUGCACGAUAAAAUUGAAGAGCUCAAUGAAUGUAAUACGCGGAUUGAUGAGCUUUAUAAGGAAAAUAUUGCUCAAGAGAACUCCUUGAGAAGCAGGGUGAAAGAGUAUGACUCAGAGCUUUCAUCUCUGAGAAACAGGAACGAGGAGCUUCAGAAGAAGCUGGAGUUACAAGACCAUGAGUUUAUUUCAAAGUCAAGUUCCUACGAAGCCCGAAUCUCUUCGCUGAAAAGUGCAAAUGAAGACCUUGAAAAAGGGAUCGAGUUAGAGAGGACCAAGUCUAGCAAAGAAGCACAUGUUUUAGGAGAUACUGUUGUGACUCUCAGGCAGCAGCUCGCAGACGCAGAGAAAGAGAACGAGAAAAUUCUUGUUCGUUUCAAUAUGCUAGAGAAACAGCACUUGGAAGCGGAAAACCUCCGUGACGGGUUGGAGGAAACAAACCAAGAGCUUAAGUCAGUUGUUACUAGACUUGAAAAAAUAUCAUCAGAUCAGCUGCAGACCAUAGGAAGGCUCGAAGAAGAAGUCGAGCGAAAGAGCAAGAAAGAGGCAAACUCCCUUUCAAGCGUAAGAAAACAUUCAAAGCAGCUCGAGGAGAAGGUACGACAUCUACAAGAUGUUAUCGUGGCCAAAAAUUCUGAAUUAGAGAUGCAAAAACAGGAGCUAAAUCAAUUUGAGAGCUAUCUGAAGUCUGUAUCCUUGUUCCAAAUACAGGCGGGCGACCUCAUUGUCGAACAGUAUCGUCUGAACAAAUACGCCACUCAAAUGGAUGCCGCUUUCAAGGAACGAAACCCAGAUAUUUUAGGCUUUUUCACCCAAGAUCAGCUUCAAACAACUGAAAACAGCGCAGUCAGGCUUGAGGCCCUGGACAACGAACUUCAUAAGUUGGAAGAGUCCAUAAAAGAUGAGUGGACAGUGAAAGUGCAACAGCUCGAAGAGAAAUUAAAAAAUCAAGAACUCAAGGAAAGUACAAUCGCUAAGCAGCUCGCUGGAAAUAACAUUAGGAUUGAAGAGUUGAACUCGAUGGUUGGCACAUUGUCAGCAGAAAAACGCGACCUUCUUCACGAAAAGGAGAAGAGCAUGGAAAUGCAGCAAAGGCUUAAUGACCAGGUGAACAGUUUGAAAGGGGAGCUGGUAGAUGGCGAGCAUAAAGCUUUUAUUAGCUUGUCCAAUAGGAUUGAAAGUCUAGGUGAGGAGAGACUUGAUCUGCAGCAGAAUUUACAGGCGCUUGAAUCAAAAAUCAAAUCCACUGAAACUUUGUUGAAUGAAGCCAACGCGCUCCUUAAUCAAGAGCGCUCUGAACAUGCCACUUCGCAGGACGAGGCGGCUCAGCUGCGCAAAGACCUUGCGAGGCUCAAAGGAAAAGCAUCGAGAAAGAUCACAUUCCAGAUGGCAUCGCAGUCACGCCCACAUCUCAGUCGCAAAACUUACGACUCUCUUAUGGUUGACGCUGUUAACGACAUGGACAUGGUUGAACUCCAAAACAUUAUCAAGAACAUCAUUCUUCUUCUAGAAAUUCCUCUCGCUAAGAUCACCAAGAAGAUGCCGCUAGUGGGUAUCUAUUUAAGAUAUGAAAAGAACAUUUGUCUCCACUUUGCCAAUAAAAUCCACUACUUGAUGUUCCGAGAAACAAUUGAUAUAAAAAGGUAUACCAACGUUGCGUAUGGCCAAUACCUGGAUCACCAUGAUAUAUGUCACCUUGAUCACCCUCUCGAGUCAUGCCUUGAUAAUCUCUAUAAAGAGGUCAGCGCCAGGUUGUCGUUAUCACCGUUAACGAAUGGCUAA
Lachancea thermotolerans CBS 6340 is the source of this 2853-nucleotide messenger RNA. It is a transcript of the gene CNM67, whose product is annotated as Cnm67p. Lineage: Eukaryota; Fungi; Ascomycota; Saccharomycetes; Saccharomycetales; Saccharomycetaceae. The transcript has a single exon. The record is from RefSeq and is a predicted model, not a curated record. Bases 1 to 2853 code for a protein of 950 amino acids.